UUUAAGAAAGUUUGAGGAUUUGUCUGAACUAGCAGCCUGAAAAGUAAGAGCCGGUAGCAAGUGAGCACCUGAUAGCUUGCUGCAGGGCUGCCUUGCCUGGCGUGCUCUGAAAUUGCUCUGGGUGUGUGUGGUUGAGUAUGUCUGUGUGGGAAGCAAGCCCAGUGUCCCCACAUCUUGCAGUGGGGUUAAACAUCUCCACUUCAACUGAGCGAUCUGCCUUGUGUCCAGGAGCUGCUGUUCUUGCCACUGCUCUGUGGGAGCUCUGAGCCAUGCACAGUGCUGCUGGAGCACCUCAGCCUUCCUGUGUGUUGGUGGCUUCCAGGCUUUGUACGGCUGCAGCUGCACCUUUCACUUGGAUGUGUGGCAGCCACAGCCCCUUCCUCAAGUUAGGAAUCCUCCUACCAGUAUCAGUGCAUGGGAGGAAGUGCAGUGACAGCAGACAGCAGUGACAUGUUUCAGAGGUGACUUUUUGUAGAACAGCUGCGACCACUGUGCAGGACAACUCCUGGGCUCUAGAAGUACACAGACUGCUGAGAGAUGAUGAUACACAACAGAUGCAGAAAAGAAUGACAUGAGGCCUCCUCCAGCUGUACCCUUGACUCGCCCUGCCCAGCAGAAGCACUGCCUACUGGCCAGAAGAAUCACCCAGCUCCUGUGCAGCCGUGCUAUUCUUUGGGAGCAGAGCUGGGAUGGGGCACGCCGGGACAUAAAGUGACUGAGGAGCCCCCCUUGCUGUUGUCCGGUGCCAUGAGUGGGAUAUUUGCCUGGAAGACUGGAAAGAUGGUAAAUACAUAUGAAAAUUCUCAUUGCAGCUGCACAGUAUCUGAUUUUGCUGAUGACUGACUGCUAUUUGCACAGCAUUUUUCUCGAGAAUUAGCAGUUAGCUGCCCCGGAUAGAGGUGAAUUGGAUGGCUGAAGCAUUCCAACAACUGGCAGCCAGGACAGGUUGCUCUGUGCGAGAAGCCCUGGGUGCUUCACUGUGUGCCUGUGGGGCCCCAUGGAUGCGUGCUGCUCUCGUCCAUUCCACGUGCCAGCAGGCGCUCUGCAGGCUGUGCUGUCUGGCAUCACAUGGCUUCUGUGCUUUGUGUGUCAGGUUGCCUUGCCUGCUUUUCUGUGUGUUCUUCCUGAGUUUGGCUGCUUCACGUGUUGCUUUUUUGCGUUUUUUGCCAUGUGGGCCUUGGCCGGGGGCUGCCUGCAGCCUGUGCUGGUGCGUGCGUGCUGCACGUGCCUGGUCCCGGGGUGAGAGCCGGCACGGAGCGCGGCAUGUGGCGGAGCUGCGGACCGUCAGCGUGAAGCGGAGCAUCCUGUGUGAGUGCUCGUUAACCGGGGCUGUGCCUGCUGCAUUUACGGAGUUGUACUGGCAAACAAGAAACAAUAAAAGUUUCUUUUACGGGCACAAAAAGGCUCUUUGUCUUCCAAAUGAAACCCAAACAACAGUUCGAGUUUCGCUCUCUAAAGCAUCUGUUUAUUAACAGAGAAGCCUGCCACGUGCCGCUCACGUCGCCCAUCCCCGGCUGCGGGCGGACGGAGCCGUUCCUCUUUCGCUUCCGGAACGCGCUGUUCUGCGCCGACUCGGAGCGUUUCCGCCCGGGGGACGCGUAAGCGCACGGACCUUCCGCCCCGCCACCGCCGCAAUGGCCGCCGGGCUGCUGCUGCUGCGGGUCUCCCGGCGGCUGCUGGCCGCGGCCGGGACGGGGCGGCUCCUUUCGGACUCCGCGCCGCACCGCGAGAAGAAGCGCUGGCUCCGCGCCUACCUGGAGCAGCAGCGGCUGCGGGCGGCCCCGCGGCGGCGCUCGGAGCAGCCCGGCUGGGAUUACCACGCGGAGAUCCAGGCGUUCGGCCACCGCCUGCGGGAAAACUUCUCGUUAGAUCUCCUCAAAACCGCCUUCGUGAAUUCCUGUUACAUUAAAAGCGAGGAGGCGAAGCGCCGGGACCUCGGCGUAGACAAAGACGCCGUCGCCCUCAACCUCCGAGACAACGCGGAGCUUUCCGCCCGAGGGAUGUCGUUUUCGCGUUCCUACCUGACGCGCAGCUUCCAGGCCGCCUACCCCCGCCUGCCCGCCCCGGGGGUGGCGGCGCUCGUUGCCUUCCUGACCGGGCGGCAGCUCGUGUCCCACGUGGCGCACAACCUGGCGCUGUCCGACCUGGCGCUCUGCGCGCAGUUCCCCGCGCCGCCGGCCGUGCUGCACGCCACGUUCUUCGCGGUGGUGGGAGCGCUGCUGGGCAGCAGCGGGCCCGAGAGAGCCGGGCUCUUCGUCAGGGAUUUUUUAAUUCCCCAACUGAUUGGAAAAGAUCUGUUUGAGGUCUGGGAAGUUGUAAAUCCUAUGGGCUUGCUGGUGGAAGAGUUGGCCAAGAGAAAUAUCUCUGCUCCAGAACCAAGAAUUACCAGACAGCUGGGGGUCAACACAGUUCUGCCACUGUACUUCGUUGGGCUGUACUGUGAUAAGAAGAUAAUAGCUGAAGGGCCUGGGGAAACACUACUUGCUGCAGAGGAAGAAGCUGCCCGCGUGGCGCUGCGGAAGCUGUAUGGGUACACUGAGAACAGGAGGCCGUGGGAUUACUCGAAACCCAAAGAAGGAUGGACAGCUGAAAAGGCUAUCAGCAGUAACUAGAUGAUAAAAGCUAUUUCCAGUUUCUCUUAAGAAUGAAUGGCUUCCAUGCUGAACAUAGACGCCUUUAGGAGAGCAAAGUUCAGUUUGAUUUUCUGAUCUUAAUUUUUUGGAAUUUUCAAAUUAAAUAUGGUUAUAAAAUAA
Molecule: messenger RNA, 2753 nt
Organism: Phasianus colchicus (ring-necked pheasant)
Lineage: Eukaryota; Metazoa; Chordata; Aves; Galliformes; Phasianidae
Gene: MRPL44
Product: mitochondrial ribosomal protein L44
Biological process (GO): mitochondrial translational elongation; RNA processing
Cellular component (GO): microprocessor complex; mitochondrial large ribosomal subunit; nucleus
Molecular function (GO): ribonuclease III activity; double-stranded RNA binding
Source: RefSeq, a predicted model, not a curated record